Messenger RNA from Manduca sexta (tobacco hornworm), 2661 nucleotides. RefSeq names its product mediator of RNA polymerase II transcription subunit 15. The record is from RefSeq and is a predicted model, not a curated record. NCBI's taxonomy places the organism in Eukaryota, Metazoa, Arthropoda, Insecta, Lepidoptera, Sphingidae. The transcript has 2 exons. Bases 54 to 2573 code for a protein of 839 amino acids.
AGAUAAUUAAUAUAUAAGAGAGGAAACGGUGUGGCAGCAGUUUACGAUUCAGCAUGGCGGUAGCCAGACUUCUCGGAAUUUUUAUUUUACUUUUUUAUCUUAAGGGUACAUAUAGCCAGCAAGGCUUAGAGGUCCAAAACCUAGGACUUCAUAUAGUUCCAAACAUACAAGGGGUGCAAAAGGUGCAAAUUCAAAAUCCCAAUCAAGUGACUACAAAUGCACAAUCGCCAAAUUUGCAACAGACAAAACUACAACAACAACAAGCUUGGCAGCAGCAACAGGCUUUACAGUUUCAACAAGCUUUACAACAACACCAGGCGCUUCAACAUGACGUUAUUCAACAACAGCAAAUGUCGCAGCAAGAGGCUCAUCAUCAACAGCAGACCACACAGCAACAGAAAGCUUUACAACAACAACAAGCUUUUCAACUGCAACAAGCUUUACAAGAGCAGCAAGCUUUACAACAACAACAGGUGUUAAUGAAACAACAACAACAACAAGCUCUGCAACAACAACAAGCUAUGCAACAACAACAAGCUUUGCAGCAACAACAGGUUCUGCAACAGCAACAGACUAUGCAACAACAACAGGUUUUGCAACAACAACGGGCUAUGCAACAACAACAAGCUCUGCAACAACAACAGGCUCUGCAACAGCAGGCUAUACAGCAACAACAAGCGUUGCAACAACAGCAAGCAUUGCAACCGGCUUUACAGCAGCAAGUAUUGCUACCAGUUAACUUGCAAACAAAUCAUCAAUCGUUAAAUAUGUUUUCGCCUAACAAAGUUCAAUCCGUCAAUGUGCAGCAACCACAAAGCUUAGCGCAAAUUAAUUUACAAACAGCAAAUUUACCGUUACAUGGAUCAAACUCUGAAUUAAACAUAGCAUCUUUACCAAAUGUUAAACUGUCUACAUCACAAACAAAUACUGGGACAGCCUCGACUACAAAAAAUAUUCCUACAAUACAAUUCACUUCUUUAAAAUUUGUGCCAGUCGUAGACCAGAAAUCAAGUGCGUUAUUGCAAAGCCAGGUUGCACCUAGUGUCCCAGAAUUGAAAAUAACCCCACCACAAUGUGGAGUUAACCAAAUUACUGCAAACCCUAUGAGCUUUCAACAAAGUCAACCUAUAAUCCCCAAUAUGUCCACGCAAAAUUGUCCCAAACUGAGUGCAACCAUAAAUCAGUUACCUUCAGUUAAUUUUAAUUCUCUUCACACACAACCUCCCUUGAUCACGCCGAAUCAAAUGCCACUACAAUCGCAUUCAACUUUCAUGUUUCAAAAUCCAACAUUAUCUCCCGGGCAAAACCUCUUGAAUACUUUACAGAGCCCUUCAAUUAUUUCUCCGAUUAAUCAACCGUCACUAGCAUUACAGAAUAGUUUAUUGCAAACAUUGCCAAAAACUCCAUCAUUGGCAAUGCCACCGCAAAUUCCUGUUUCGACAAUUCAGACUCCGCCGAUACUUCCGUCGAUCCACACUCAGCCAAUACUUUCGGAGAUUCGUCAUCAACCUUCACUUCCUUCUAUAGAGAACCAAGCUAUAUUUUCAUCGAUUCAGAAUCAACCACUAAAUGUUCCAGUGCAGAUUCAACCUCCUGUUUCUGCAUCUUUCAGUUCACCAACACUGACCGUACAAAAUCAACCAACAUUUUUAAUGCCAGAUCGCGUUCAAAACCAGAAUAUUAUGUCAAUACAAAGUCAACCAACAAUUGCAGUUCAAAAUCCCCAAAUUUUCUCAUCAGCCCAAAAUCAACCAUUAUUUUUACCAACACCAGGCCACAAUAUGAAUAUUCAAACUCAACCAACACUUACCUCAGUAUCAAAUCAAAUACCAAUUCAAACACAAAUUCCAGCAACAAUACUGAAUCAAAAUCAUCAAUUGCAGACAUCAAUACCUAGUCAACCAAUUGUGUUGCCACAAACGCAAACAUUUACUGCGUUCCAGAAUCCACCGGCGUCAACAUCGACUCAAUUCCAAUCUUCAAUGACGCCACAGAAUCAAUUAAUGUCUAUUCAAAAUCAACCGACAAUAUCGACCGUGCAAACUCAAUCUGUGCCAUCAAUGCAUACCGUGAGCACAGUUCAAAGCCACCCAAUAGUCAUGACGUCUAAUCAACCGUCAAUCAUUCCUCUUCAAAGUCCAGCGUACUCCAUUCUUUUGCCACCUGUACAAUCAGAAUCUUCUCAACCUUAUUUAACUGUGUCUCCUGUUAUAUCACCACCGCCACCGGCAAAGCAGUCGAAAUCCUCAAGCCUGAAGUCACUGGUUCCUUUGUUAAUCAACAUAUUAAAGGAGCGAAGUUGCGGUUGCCAUAACUGCAACUGUAUGAAUAAGAAUAACCAUGAACCUACAGUGCAUGGCGGUUAUUCCAACCAGAAGAACUAUGGCCCGCUUCCAAGUGAACCGUCGUUCUUGCCUGGAGUUGGCAUCGAGCCUGGAGAGCUUUUCAGACCCAGUCGAUCCGAUAAUGUAUCUGAUCCAAAAGACAAUAUAAAAAAUCUUAUAGAUAACGAUAGUCUUGAAGAUUCUGAUGACGAUUCAGAAUAUGUCGACGACGAAGAUAAUGAAGAAUAACAUUGCGUAUAAUAAUAUAUUUAAUUUAUAUACUGUAACUUAUUUUAUUUGUAAUAUUUAUUGAAUAUAUUUAUAUGUUUUAUAAUAA